This is a messenger RNA of Thelazia callipaeda (thelaziosis nematode), 1836 nucleotides long. NCBI's taxonomy places the organism in Eukaryota, Metazoa, Nematoda, Chromadorea, Rhabditida, Thelaziidae. The record is from the annotation of a GenBank genome assembly.
AUGUCGCCCAGAAUAUCUGCAAAAAUAACUGCAAAAGAUUUUGAUGUGAUACUGAAGCAAGCUUUUAGUGGCAGACAUAGUUGUUUUUCGGUUGGUUCUGCAAUAUUACUGCUUUUUAAGCAAUAUUGUGGAGCCGAGCACUUGAGACAUCGUGUAAUUCUUAUCUAUCUUCUCUACAGGUCUCCUGAACUUGAUGGUGGUUUACGGAAAAAUAACAUAGCUGAAAACCCCUUCCUAUGUUUUUUCCUAACAGUUAUGAAAUAUGACAGCAAUUCAAAAGAUAAACAUAAGGAUGUGGAACUGUUAGGCACUUCUAGGAUUGGGCCUCCCGAAAAAUAUAUAACUGGUUGUUUGUUAACUGAGGCACUAGACAAAAUCACUCCUCAUUCUCCUGUCGACAUUAUCAUGAUGAAAAUUCCAAAAGAGGAUUUUGAUAUCAGAGAACACAUUAUGGCAAUUCAGGACCGGCAAAUGAAUUAUCCUUUGAUAACAUCUGUGACCAUACCAGCAGGUUUUAAAGUGCCAAGUCAAAAAGUUAAAACGUUAGCUGAAAUUCAGAAGUUGUCAUCUGCUCUAAUUCUUAAGUUAUUUAAAAACUGUAAUUUGAUGGAUGUCCUUCCUCCUCGAUUCCAUCGUAUCACGCCUCUGUUGAUGCCUGUUUCUGAUGACGAAGUUCAGUUUUUGUUUCCUUGUCUUCUGGAACCAUUAUGGAUGGAAACAAAAGUCAAUAAACAGAGAUGGCCAUCGUCACCUACGCUAUCAUCGUCUAGUACAUUUUCGUUUGUCAGUGCAACAACUAAUGUUUCAUCUACAUCCGAUCAUGACAGUUUAUAUAUGUCUUGCGAAACGUCUAGUUGCUCUUUAGAAAAGGAUGAGGAGAAUAGCAGUGUUAAAUUAGCAGAUGAUAUUUCGAAUGAAGAGAUACUGACGUCUAAAAGCAGCAGAUCAUCAGUUGCGUCCGAUAAAAAACAGUCAUUGAGUACAGCUGAAGCUGCAGAAUUAUUGAAAAAAUCUUUGGUGUCAAUCAUUACAAGAACAGAUUCUCAAAAGUUAACGGAAGCUAUUGCGAAAGAUCCUUCCCUGACGAAAAUAGUAGAUAUUCCCCUAACAAAAUUCGACAGAUAUAUUGACGAAAAUCCGACUAUUGCUGCUGCUGUUAUUGUGAAUCGAAUUACGGAAAACUGCUAUGAACUGCCUCGGUUUUUCAAAUUACUUGCGAAAAUGAAGAUCUCAGUGCAAGCCAUGGAAGUUGUUAACAAAUUAUGCACUCAAAUUGAAUUCCCCCAAGAAUAUUUAAACAGCUACAUUACAACAUGUAUGCGUCGCUGUAAUGAACCGGGGCAGACACUUUUCGCACAAUGUCGUCAAGUGCGGGUGGUUUGCGUUUUUCUAUCCUCACUUAUUCGAAGUCGCAUUUGGGAUGUUCGUCCACUCUCCGUGGAACUACAGGCUUUUGUCUUGAAGUUCAAUCACGUGCGUGAAGCAGCUUCUUUAUAUCAAGCCAUCUUAAUGGCCCUGCAACCAACUCUGAAUUCUGUGGUCACAUCUUCUAAAACUUCGAGUAGUGCUUCACUGCAUGCAACUACGAGUAAUUUACUAACUGCCCCUUCUACCAGUAUUAAUGAACUGUCCAUUUUACGUAGCAGUGUCAGCACUGUCAAUAUUGGUAAUUAUACUACCAAUGCUUUAAAAACUACUGUCCCCACCACCACUAAUAAAUAUAUUUUCACGUCUCCGUGUUCCUUAACUACUACUGUUGCUCCUGCUGCUACUAUAUCUGUUGUGUUGAAUGCUGAUUUUGCUGCUAUUAGCGGUAAUGAUCAGCGAAAACAAUAA